Knipowitschia caucasica is the source of this 660-nucleotide messenger RNA. The record is from the annotation of a GenBank genome assembly. Lineage: Eukaryota; Metazoa; Chordata; Actinopteri; Gobiiformes; Gobiidae.
AUGGCGCAGGGUGGGGGUGUGGGGGGGUGGCGUGCGCUCUCCUCCAACCCCAUCCCACGGGGGGGUGCGCGGAUGGGGGCGUGGGAGGAUGGUGUGCGGGGGGGGGGCGGUGUGGGGGUGAGGGGUGGGGGGGGGGGAGGGUGGCGGUGGGUGGGGGGCAGAGGGGGGGCGGGGGAGGGGGGGAGGGUUCGGGGGGGCGGCGAGGGGGUGGGGUUGAAGUGGGGGGGGGAGGGUGGAGGACGACGUGGUGAAAGGGGGCGGGGGGUGGGGGGAAGGUGGCGGGUGGGGAGCGGGGCGGGGGGAGGGGGGUGGGGGUGGGAGGUCGGGGGUGGGGGUGCGGGUGGGGGGGCCGGGGGGGGGUGGGGGGGGGGGGGGGGGGCGGUAGGGGAAGGGGGGGGGGGGGAGGGCGGGGGUGUUUGGGUGGGGUGCGGGUGGGGGCAGGAGGGGGACCCGAGGGGGCGGGGCGUAGACAGGGGGAAUGAAGGGCGGCGUGGGGGGGGGAGUAGGGGGGUAGGGGCGGCGGCCAGGGGGGGUUGGACCGGGGAAGGGCGGGGGGGGGGGGAGGGGGGGGGGGGGGUGGGUACGGGGCGGGGGGGGGUGGGGGGGGGGGGGGGGCGAUGUAGAGGGGUGGGGUGGUUUGGAGGGGGACGUCGGGGGUAG